GCGAGGCAGUAGACAGGCUGGGACUCUUGGACAGACGCACUGGGAUCGCUGGCUCUCUCCCAGUCAGAAGACCAGAAACGGCUGGAAAUGCUGGAUAUUGAAGCCGAGGCAGUGGAUGAGGAGUCUGGACCAGAUUUGGGCUUGAUCGUAGCACACAUGGAGCUUGUUCCAAGAUUACUCAGAGAUACUUUUUGCUGCUUUGGAGAAAAAUGGGGAUUCUACAACUGAGAGUGCAACAAUGAAUACACUAAAGAUUUCUUUUAAACUACCAGUUGAAGAGUGACACACUAAAAUGCUUCUGGCUUGCCUUGCCAUGCAAUACUUUAAGCUGCACUUGAAAUAUUAUUGGCUUAAACACCCAUAAUCAAUAAGAUCUUGUAUUUACUUUGUGACUCGACAGAGAUACAGACCUUUUUCUAAAGGGAAGUACAUCUGCAUCCAUUAGAAAUAUUUUCUAGGUAAGCUCAGGAUAUUUCAGUUGGAGACUACACUGGCUUAGAGAUGACUGGAGCCCUGCAUACUGGAUUCAUACUCUUCUUCUUUCUGGUGGUAUGUGAGAGUGAGCCAACACAUGCUGGGCCAGACAGAGUGGGGGAUUCACGUGGACAAUCCAGUCUGGUCCAUCUAACUUCUCAUUGGGCCUUCCAGCUGGUCAAUGACUCACUAGCCCACUCCAGGGCUGAGAGCAUCUGCAGAGGCCAGUUCAGCUCCCUUGCCACCCUGGACCAAUCAGAGGACCGGGAAGGAGCCUUGGAGCUGCUUCGCCAGACCGGACCUCUCUCACCUAUUUGGGUCAGGAAUCCCAGCAAAGCAGCCUCCAAGCCUGUGGCCCUCUCCAAACAAUAUUUACAGUUCUCAGCUCUAAGCUUCCCAAAGGAAUCCCGUGAGGGCUUUGCUCGUGUCAACAUGCCCUUUCCUGCCCUGUCGUCCGUCAGUGUGUGUGUUCGUGUUCAAUGGAACCCAGUUUGGAAUGAGGUGUCCACCAUCUUCUCCUACGCUGCGCCUGUCUUUACCAAUGAGUUCCAACUACGAGGCCAAGUGGACAUGCUGGGACGCAUCCUCCUGGCACUCAUCAUCCAUGGGAAGCACCUGCCGUACAAGGCAUCCUUCCCCAACGACGGAGCUUGGCAUCACAUCUGUGUGACGUGGCACCGGAGCAGCGGCCACUGGGCUAUCUAUGUGGAUGGGGACAGGAAGGACAUGGGCUCAGGCACAGACACUUCCAGGGAUAUUUACGGAGAUGGGAUAUUCAUUCUGGGUCAGGACCAAGAUUCAUUUGGAGGGAAUUUCACAGAGCCCUUUUUUGGAAAUAUCACUGACCUGAAUGUUUGGAAUAUGUCUCUGGAAAAAAGCCAUGUUCUUGCCUUCAACGCAUGUUCACCCAUGGCCCAGGAAAUGCUUUACAGUUGGAAUCUUGAUCACCUAAGCAGUCAUCCAGUGGUCCAAGAGGUGCAGGUCCUUAUGUUUUGCCUAGCAGUGCACCAGCAGAUGGAGCUGCAGGGCUGCAGGACGCUGCAGAGCUGGUCAGAUGAGCAGCCAUUGUUCGGCCUGACGGACUGUUCUGAUCCACUGCCGUUCAUCUGCAGGAGCAGCAGAGAGCGAUACCUGAAGAUGAAGCAGAUGAGUGAUUCUCAGACCUCUCAGCCCACUGCCUUUAUGAACCAUCUGAUGAAGCUUUCCAACAAAACCCAGGCAGUGCUGGGGCAGCAGCCAUCAGGGCUGAGCAGCCUGGCCCAGGCAUCUGCCCUGCUGGGCAUCUCUGUCCAAGCCCUGGAGGACACCCAGCAGGAGGGACUGCAGCCAACAGACAUGGUGUCCCUUAUCCAGCUGCUGUCUCUGGCCGCUGACUUCCCCGCGCAGCCGCUCGCUGACACCACCAACCACAGCCAGGACAACAUCCAGGAGCUCAGCCAGCACUUCAUCAGCGUGGCCGACAGUGUCAUCAGUGAAGACAACGCCCUCAAGUGGCAGGCCAUCAAAGAGGUGGUAAACGGCCCCAUGGAUGUGGUCAAGAGUAUUGACCAGAUGGUGACCAGCCUGAGCUCUCGCUUGAUGGCAGAGACUGAUCACCUGACCAUUCACAGCCCCAACAUCAAGGUGGAGGUGCAGCAGCAGAGGCUGCAGGAAGGAUCCAGGGGAUCGAGCUUCUGUGGGCCUGAGACAGACAAACACACCAACGUGGACUGUAUAUCAGUCCCACAUCAGAAGAUACAGGAUCUCCAUAACAACGGCUUCCAUAAGCUCACAUUGGUCAAUACAUGGUACGGCUCACUGCGGCCCCUUUUCAGUUCUGAGGAGAACAUCACCAUGGUUCCAACCGUCAAUGAUGGCAGCCAGAGGUAUUUGGGCACCAUCCUGGGCUCUUCUGUCAUAUCCACCACAGUGCUGGGAGACGACCAGCAGCUUAGCACAGCAGUUCGCUUCCAGCUCCAGCACAGAGUACAGAAUCCCACUGGUACUGUGUAUGAUCCAGUGUGUGCCUUCUGGGAUUUUGACCUCACGCCAGAGGCUGGUGGGUGGUGGAAUACCAGAGGCUGUGAGAUAGUGUCCAAACAAUAUGGAUACACUGUGUGCUACUGCAACCAUACCACCAAUUUUGCCUUGCUGCUUCAGGUUUAUGAAGCCCAGAGGAGCCCGGAGAACGAAAAAGCUCUGCAGGUGCUGACGUUUAUCGGCUGUGGAGUGUCUCUGUGUGGCCUCCUCUUCACCUUCAUCCUCUUCAUUGCUGUGGGUGUCCCGAAAUCGGACCGUACCACUGUCCAUAAGAACCUGAUUGUUGCUCUGGGCAUCGCUGAGCUACUGUUGAUGUGCAGUGACUGGGCGUCUGCUAAUGAGGCAGCGUGCUACAUGGUGACGGCACUACUCCACCUCUUCUUCAUGGCCUCCUUCUCCUGGAUGCUGGUGGAGGGCCUGCUGCUCUGGAGCAAAGUCGUAUCCGUCAACAUCAGCGAGGACCGCAGGAUGAAGCUCUACUACAUCAUCGGCUGGGGACUACCUGUUCUAAUAGUCGGUGUAACACUGGCAGUAUCAGUGGACGAGUACAAGGCAGAUGAUCACUGCUGGCUCAAUGUGAAGACUGACACCAUUUGGGCCUUUGUGGGACCCGUUAUAUUUGUCUUGGCGGUCAAUGCAGUAGUGCUGUGUCGGGUUGUCAUGGUGACCGUUUCCAGCGCUCGCCGUCGUGCUAAGAUGCUCAGUCCAAGCUCGGCAUCAAAGAUGCAGACCUUUGACCUCACCUGGGCUGUGACCCGCCCAGUUCUUAUCCUGCUGCCAGUGCUGGGUCUGACCUGGCUGUGUGGAGUACUGGUCCAUCUGUCUGUCGUAGUCACCUAUGUCUUCAUCGCUCUCAAUGCCUUCCAGGGCCUGUAUAUUUUCCUAGUGUAUGCUGUUUACAACAGUGAGGUGAGGAAUGCCAUAAAGAGGAUCAAAGAAAGGAGGAAGGCCUUAUCUUUCACGAACUGUUCCCAGCCAACCAGCUUCCUACCCUCCCAGAGAGCCCCAAUUACUUCCUGGGGCCGCAGUCCUCCGACCCCUUCCAGCCCUGAGACCAGUGAGACCUCUGGACUCCCCAGCUCGACCUCCACAUCAUUGGUCAUCAAGAAUGAGAGCUUCAGAAAGGAGAGCUUUGUGAGUUUCUCUUUAAAACCAGCAUCAGGAAACCAAGUUGUCCAGUUGACUGGGUUCAAGCCAUCAGGUUGUUGAGCCGCAAAUGGAGUGGAUCCUGAUACUCAGUUACAACAAACAAGCACCAUCACUGGAAGAACGGGGGACCUGGACACACACACACACACACACACACACACACACACACACACACUCUCUGCUGGGCUGGAGAGUGCGGAAGAAAAUAAGCAUGAGGCAAUAAUGAAGGCGUGAGCGUGGAGCUGUUCUGUUGUCAGAUCAGAUCAGUGUUCAUCACAUAGCAUGUGUUUUUUUAUCUCAGACAAACUCUUGCCGAGGUAGCCGUCUCUCUGUCAGCCAUAUUGGAAGUCCUCAGUUUUGGAACAAAUAGAAGAGUGAGUAGUGAGUAGUAUGUUUUGAUAGUUUAAGCUAAUGUCCACACAUCAAUCUCUGCAAGUAACAAUAAAAAACAAUUUUGUCUAAAAGAUGCACCGAUA
Messenger RNA from Dicentrarchus labrax (European seabass), 4118 nucleotides. RefSeq names its product adhesion G protein-coupled receptor D2 (gene adgrd2). The coding region runs from base 502 to 3702 and encodes 1066 amino acids. The transcript is spliced from 25 exons. Gene Ontology annotation, molecular function: G protein-coupled receptor activity. The record is from RefSeq and is a predicted model, not a curated record. Gene Ontology annotation, cellular component: membrane. Gene Ontology annotation, biological process: adenylate cyclase-activating G protein-coupled receptor signaling pathway; cell surface receptor signaling pathway. NCBI's taxonomy places the organism in Eukaryota, Metazoa, Chordata, Actinopteri, Moronidae.